AUGGGCAAUACAUCACCCACUCCGCGUGCGCUUUUUGUCGAGGCGAUAAUAUUUUGGAGCAUAGGUAUCAUCAUCUAUGGUGGUCGAAUAGUAUCGCGAAUACUUGCAAAUGGAGGAAUCAAGCGUUUAUUAUGGGACGAUUAUAUCAUGACCGCAACUUUUUGCAUAUACACAAGCAUGCUGGUAUUGAUUCAAAUAUCGGCUCGCUAUGCGACGAACCUUAUGGACCCAAAAGAUUAUGACAAAGUGCUAGCCGACCCGAAACAAGUUAGCGACAGGAUUUACGGCAGCAAGAUCGUCAUCGGGCUCGAGCAAUGCAUGCUCUUUUCAACCUGGGGCGUCAAAACAUGCAUGCUAAUGCUCUACUGGCGGAUAACAAUGAACUUACGCUCCAAUCUCUACAUCAAAAUAUUGGCAGGUUACGUCGUGCUAGGAUUCGUCGUGAUCAUGAUCACAUACUACGCAGUCUAUUGUCGGCCCUUUUCGCAGUACUGGGCCAUGCCAGUGGAUAACAUGCAAUGCGCAACCUACCAGCGCUAUUCAAUUACGCAAGCCGUCUUCAACAUAUCUUCCGACGCGGUGAUGUUCGCGAUUCCGAUCCCGCUCCUGAUCAGAGCACAAUUGAAACGAACUCGGAAGAUCAUCCUUCUUUGCGUCAUGAGUCUGGGCCUUUUCACGAUCGUCGCCGCCAUCCUAAAUAAAUACUUCAAUUUCGCCUCCCCCCUCACAACUACAUACCAGAUCUGGUACAUACGCGAAGCAAGCACCGCAAUCUACGUCGCCAACCUGAUGUGCUGGUGGCCAUUGCUGCGCAAACUAUUCGGCCUCAAGGCUUUCUCCUACAACAGUAAUCGCGGGAGACGAGGAUGGGGCCGGAACAACCAGAAUAAGGACAGUAGCGGAUACUCCAACGGCUCAGAAUCACGCACCUCAUUCUCACUGCCUUGCAAAAUGAACUUCAUCCGACCCAGCUUUCGCAAGAGCGGGAAGUCUCCUCCGACGCCGAAACGUGGAGAUAUGCAUCGCUCGAGUCAGGAGGCGAUUACACAGGCAUCGGGUGAUUAUACGGAGGACUUGAGUCAAACUGAUACUUAUAACCUUGAUGAGUGGGGUAGGAAAGGGAGUCGUGGGGAUAUUGAGGACCCCAGACCCACCAGCCCAGAGUCCCUUCCGGUACUUGGUCGCGAAAACCUGACCGAUCCUAAGCAUGACCAUUUGAGAAUGGAUGCUUAG
Penicillium argentinense is the source of this 1233-nucleotide messenger RNA. RefSeq lists its product as uncharacterized. Bases 1 to 1233 code for a protein of 410 amino acids. The transcript has 4 exons. Lineage: Eukaryota; Fungi; Ascomycota; Eurotiomycetes; Eurotiales; Aspergillaceae. The record is from RefSeq and is a predicted model, not a curated record.